Molecule: messenger RNA, 1725 nt
Organism: Dentiscutata erythropus
Lineage: Eukaryota; Fungi; Glomeromycota; Glomeromycetes; Diversisporales; Gigasporaceae
Source: the annotation of a GenBank genome assembly
AUGGAUUCCAACAGUAGUAACGGCAACACGGACGCUAGCGUCGAUAACUCUCAGAGAGAUAAAAAUAGCAGUAAUUCGAGUGACCAUUAUGCUCCAAAAUCUGAACCGUCGGCUUCUUCUACUACUCUUCCAACUUCUUCUCCAACUUCUCCUACCAUAGCUCCUCUGGUUACCUCUCCGCCAAAUGAGCAGUCACUUACUUCUGCCCCAGUUCUUACUUCUUCUCCACCCUCUACCUUACAGAGUGCUCCGCCGUCUAAUUCUACUGCAAAUAAUUCAAAUAAUUUGACGACAACCACAGUUGCAACACACAAAACGCAGGCCGCCUUUGUGAACAAAUUGUACACAAUGGUAGAAGAUCAGUCAAUACAGCAUUUGAUUUCGUGGGCUCCUUCUGGCGACGUUUUUAGCGUAUCUAAUCCUACCGAAUUUUCAAAAACGGUCUUGCCACAAUAUUUUAAACAUAAUAAUUGGCAAAGUUUUGUGAGACAAUUAAACAUGUAUGGAUUUCAUAAAGUGAAUGAUAUGUUUCAUGCGAACCCAACAAGUGAAAGUCAAGCAUGGGAAUUCAAACAUCCUGAAUUUCGUCGAGGGCAGCUUGCUGCCUUACAGAAUAUUAAACGCAAGAGUUCAAAACAUCAAUCUAUUCCCAUGAGUUCUGUGAAAGGAGGUUUAUCUGGUGCAGAUACUGGGAUGGGCGUGCCUUUAGACAUCAAUGCUGAUAUACGUGAUGAAAGAAUUGAAUGUUUGACAAAUCAAAUGUCAGAUAUUACGGAAAGAAUGCGUCAAAUGAAUGAAAAUUUCAGUCUUCUUUAUGCUGAAACUGUUUCGUGUCGAAUGCAACAGUCAAAGCAUGAAAAGGUAAUUACUGAUAUUGCAAAUUUUCUUUCAUCCACAUUCCGAGAAGAAAAUCCUAAUGAUCCAAGAAGUUUAAAACGAAAAUUUGAUUUGGAUUGUAUACAAGCUGAAGUCGCAAAAUUUGGACAAAAUGAUGUACCACCCUCAUCAUACCCUUCUAUGAUGCAAUAUCAUCCUUCUAACUAUCCUAGAGAAGGAAUGCAUCAAGCUCGAUCAAUGUCGACCCCACAACCUAUGACUGGGGUUGAACCUUCCUCCUCUUAUCAUCAUUCUCAAAUAUCUGAUGUUGAUUACCGUCCAUCAUCAUACUCAGAUUCAAGAUCAUCUAAAAUCCCUUCACAUAGUCCUUUGUCCAUGUUACCGGAUAUUCCUUUUUCUCAUUAUCGUUCUAGCUCUAAUUAUAUUCGGCAUCGUUCUCUUGAACCGGUACCAAAUCCAGGUCUUAGUAGAACUUUGUCUACUGAUGCUUCUUACAGAUCCUCAAAACCACCUACCAAUUCGCAUCAUCCGCAAUCUUCAUCUCAGUAUGUUCAUCAUAGUCCACAUCGUUCGUCAACACUUCCGAUUCUUACACAGUCUGUUAACUCAUCGAAUCGACGGGCAUCGCAUCCAAAUACUUCUUUAAGUUUUGGUUCUGAUAGUAAUCUACUGAAUCCUCCUGAAAACAAUAGAUACGAAAAAGAUGAUGACUCAUCUUCCAAAUCACAAAGGGUUCCUUUGUCUUCUUCUCCCCCAUCAACUUCCUAUACCAAUUCUGAAAGUCCAAUUGUUGCUAAUUCCACAACAACACGACAAAGAUCGCCUCCAUUACCCGAUCCCCCAGAUAAUGAUGCGGAAUAUAAUAAUAAACGUUGUAAGAGAAAUUAA